Tachysurus vachellii is the source of this 1646-nucleotide messenger RNA. RefSeq names its product N-ethylmaleimide-sensitive factor attachment protein, alpha a (gene napaa). Gene Ontology annotation, biological process: SNARE complex disassembly; regulation of synaptic vesicle priming; synaptic transmission, glutamatergic. Gene Ontology annotation, cellular component: vacuolar membrane; synaptobrevin 2-SNAP-25-syntaxin-1a complex; terminal bouton. The transcript has 11 exons. The record is from RefSeq and is a predicted model, not a curated record. Gene Ontology annotation, molecular function: soluble NSF attachment protein activity; syntaxin binding. Bases 138 to 1025 code for a protein of 295 amino acids. NCBI's taxonomy places the organism in Eukaryota, Metazoa, Chordata, Actinopteri, Siluriformes, Bagridae.
AAUCUCGAGUGACGUGUUCAUAACAACAAAACAGACGUGAAUCGUGGUGUGUGAGAGAGAGAGAGAGAGCAAAACAAAUAAGGUUGUAUAUCUUUCUCAGAGAAAACUGAACACGGUGUACGUGAUAAAAAAAAAAAAUGGAUUAUUCUGGAAAAGAAAAAGAAGCCUUGGCUCUGAUCGACGCAGCUGACAAGAAAAUGCAAAUGUCGGCAUCUUUGUUUGGCAAGUUUCUCGGGAGCUCUUCUAAAGCAGAGGAAGCUUGUGACAUGUACACGAGGGCUGCCAAUAUGUUCAAGAUGGCCAAGAACUGGUGUGCUGCAGGCGAUGCGUUCUGCAAAGCUGCACGAGUGCACUUGAAAACUCAAAAUAAGCACAACGCAGCCGUCAGCUUUAUCGACGCUGGCAAUGCCUACAAAAAAGCAGAUCCAAAAGAGGCCAUCAAGUGUCUGAAACGGGCGAUCGACAUCUACACUGACAUGGGACGUUUCACCAUCGCGGCCAAACACCACAUCACUGUCGCUGAAAUCUAUGAGUCUGAUUUACUGGAUGUUGAUACGGCCGUUGUGCAUUACGAGCAGGCUGGUGAUUACUACAAAGGAGAAGAGUCUACAAGCUCUGCCAACAAGUGCCUUCUUAAAGUCGCUAUGUACGCCGCUCAGCUUGAACAGUACCAAAAAGCUAUACAGAUCUAUGAACAGAUUGGGACCUACUGCAUGGACAACACCCUGCUGAAGUACGGCGCUAAGGAUCACUUCUUCAAAGCAGCACUGUGUCACUUUUGUGUCGAUAUGCUGAACACCAAGCUGGCUGUUCAACGAUAUGAGGAAAUGUUUCCUGCCUUCUCAGACUGCAGGGAGUGCAAACUCCUGAAGAAACUUCUCCAAGCGCACGAGGAGCAAGACGUCGACGCAUACACAAACGCGGUGAAAGAGUUCGACACGAUCACACGGUUGGAUCAGUGGCACACCACCAUGUUGCUGCGGAUCAAGAAGGGCGUUCAGGAGGACGAGAACGAUCUCCGCUAACACUGCACGUAAUCCGUUUCCGUUAGUUUAAUCGGCUAAAAGUUCACCUUGAGGAGCUGCUCGUUAUCCCAUGUAUUAUUUUUAUCUAUUUUUUUUGUGGGUGAUUGAUGCCAAAUUCUGUAUUCUGCAAUCCUUAGAUCACUAAUCACUUUUUUUUUUUUACAUCAGAAUACUAGAUUUAUAGUUACAGAAUACUAUAGAAUACAGAAUACUAGACUUGAAAGUUUUCACUAGAGCUACAUUUCUGUUCCACGUUGUUUAAAUGGAGCUGUGGAACUGAGACAGCCACAAGUGAAAGCGAUAAUUUGAGAACUUAACGAAGCACUAAUUUGGAUCACGUCCUUGGUGUUUGAUUCUUCUUUAACUAUUGUGUAUCAGGUACCUCACACUGCUGUGAAGCUGCACAGCAUUUCCUUAAGUGUUUUUUUUUUUUUUUUUAAGAAAUUUUUACAAAUCAUUUUAAUUUAUUUGUUUAUUUAAAGUUAAGUUCUAGCUACAAACGUACAAGGAACAUGACUGAAACUAAAUGAUGAAAGGAAACGGCAUGAAGAUUGAACCUGGCUUGUAAACUCGCACCUUUUAUCCCAAACUAAAGCGGUUAAUAAAAGAUUUUUUGACUCU